CAUACCCCAUAUAUACAUACACUUAGAAAGCUGACCCGAGAAAGGAAUUUUCUCUGGGAAACGUAAUUAGAAAACCGAGAGAACCAACUAGCACGAUGUAAACUAGUAUAAGAGAUCAGCAGUGUGACUAUAUACACAGGACCAACACUAAAAUCAAUACCUUCUCUAGACAUCAGUAGUAACCAAUUAGAAAAUAUAAUUUUUAAAAGAAAUUUUUCAUAAAAACUCAUAUUGUUAAUUAGGAAUAAAAUUGACAAAAAGGAAAGUUUUAUGAGGAAAUCUAUAAAACUUUAAGGAUAUUUUAAAUCUCAACCUCUUCCUCUGUUUCCUUCUAACACUUAUUUUUGAAGGUACUUUUAAAAAAUUCGAGUUUUGUUGCUUCACUGGUUUUUGUCAUCCUCUCCCCUCAUUCGAUUGUAAACUUGAGGGCAAGGAAGACCUUAAUUGUCAUGUUCCUCAUACAUGUUCCUCAACACUUUUCACAGUGCUUGGCAUAAAGCUGGCUGACCCUUUGUACCUGUAAAACGCGGAAGCACCCGCAGUUCCUCUUUUUCUCUACCUACUUUGUCGCACAUUACGCAAUAAUGUACAGAAAUUGCUCCAGGCCUCCCACGUGACAAUGCCUCCGCCUGUCACGCACCCAGCCAAUCAGAGUACUUGGCACCUGCGGCGGCGCUCUCCCCCCACCUCACCCGCAAGGCGGCACGAGCCGGAAUCUUCCAGUCUCAGGCUGUUUGUUCCCCCAGCGGGGCAAUGCGACUGCGUGUCGCUUCCUGAUUGGCCGAGAGUUGCGGGCUGCGUGCGCAGGCGCCUACCUCUGUUACUUAGGGCGGGAGCCCGGCGAGGGCGUCGGUGCUUUGUUCUGUCUGAGGCCAGGAAGUUUGACCGCGCUGCCAUGCCGAACCGCAAGGCCAGCCGGAAUGCUUACUAUUUCUUCGUGCAGGAGAAGAUCCCCGAACUACGGCGACGAGGCCUGCCUGUGGCUCGCGUUGCUGAUGCCAUCCCCUACUGCUCCGCAGACUGGGCGCUUCUGAGGGAGGAAGAAAAGGAGAAAUACGCAGAAAUGGCUCGAGAAUGGAGGGCCGCUCAGGGAAAGGACUCUGGGCCCUCAGAGAAGCAGAAACCUGUUUUCACACCACUGAGGAGGCCAGGCAUGCUUGUACCAAAGCAGAAUGUUUCACCUCCAGAUAUGUCAACUUUGUCUUUAAAAGGUGAUCAAGCUCUCCUUGGAGGCAUUUUUUAUUUUUUGAACAUUUUUAGCCAUGGCGAGCUACCUCCUCAUUGUGAACAGCGCUUCCUCCCUUGUGAAAUUGGCUGUGUUAAGUAUUCUCUGCAAGAAGGUAUUAUGGCAGAUUUCCACAGUUUUAUAAAUCCUGGUGAAAUUCCACGAGGAUUUCGAUUUCAUUGUCAGGCUGCAAGUGAUUCUAGUCACAAGAUUCCUAUUUCAAAUUUUGAACGUGGGCAUAACCAAGCAACUGUGUUACAAAACCUUUAUAGAUUUAUUCAUCCCAACCCAGGGAACUGGCCACCUAUCUACUGCAAGUCUGAUGAUAGAACCAGAGUCAACUGGUGUUUGAAGCAUAUGGCAAAGGCAUCAGAAAUCAGGCAAGAUCUACAACUUCUCACUGUAGAGGACCUUGUAGUGGGGAUCUACCAACAAAAAUUUCUCAAGGAGCCCUCUAAGACUUGGAUUCGAAGCCUCCUAGAUGUGGCCAUGUGGGAUUAUUCUAGCAACACAAGGUGCAAGUGGCAUGAAGAAAAUGAUAUUCUCUUCUGUGCUUUAGCUGUUUGCAAGAAGAUUGCGUACUGCAUCAGUAAUUCUCUGGCCACUCUCUUUGGAAUCCAGCUCACAGAGGCUCAUGUACCACUACAAGAUUAUGAGGCCAGCAAUAGUGUGACACCCAAAAUGGUUGUAUUGGAUGCAGGGCGUUACCAGAAGCUAAGGGUCGGGAGUUCAGGAUUCUCUCAUUUCAACUCUUCUAAUGAGGAACAAAGAUCAAACACACCCAUUGGUGACUACCCAUCUGGGGCAAAAAUUUCAGGCCAAAACAGCAGCGUUCGGGGAAGAGGAAUUACCCGCUUACUAGAGAGCAUCUCCAAUUCUUCCAGCAAUAUCCACAAAUUCUCCAACUGUGACACUUCACUCUCACCUUACAUGUCCCAAAAAGAUGGAUACAAAUCUUUCUCUUCCUUAUCUUAAUGAUGGUACUCUUUUCAAUUUCUGAAAACAAUAACAGGCCCAACUUCCUUCUCAUUACAGUCAUAUUAAACAGGUCACAUCAAUGACAAAUGUCACUACUAUAAAAACUACUUAAUUUGUAAGGAAAUUGUUUCAUAGAUUUAAAAAAAUUGUGGUUGGAGAGCAUCUUGGCAUUUGUGCUUUUUUUCUUGAGGGAUUGUUCUGCUUCCUGGCUGUAUGAUGGGUAUAUCAUUAAAGUUUGGAGUCCUGUAUGAACAAAA
Gorilla gorilla gorilla (western lowland gorilla) is the source of this 2460-nucleotide messenger RNA. RefSeq names its product maelstrom spermatogenic transposon silencer (gene MAEL). Gene Ontology annotation, molecular function: sequence-specific DNA binding. The transcript has 12 exons. Gene Ontology annotation, cellular component: P granule; nucleus. The record is from RefSeq and is a predicted model, not a curated record. Gene Ontology annotation, biological process: male meiotic nuclear division; piRNA processing; negative regulation of DNA-templated transcription. NCBI's taxonomy places the organism in Eukaryota, Metazoa, Chordata, Mammalia, Primates, Hominidae. Bases 620 to 2200 code for a protein of 526 amino acids.